AUGAGCCUUAAAGAAUUAAAGUGCCUUCCGGGAGUUGUGUUUCGUGCUCAAAUCCACAUGAUAUCGCCCCUUUCAGCUAAUCCAGUAAUAGAGAAUACCUUUCUGCCCAACAAUUGUCCGAUGAGAUACCUUGGGGACAAUCUAAAAAUUGAGAUUCCUGCACAACAUUUUCAAGAAUGUGGAGUAUUCCAAUGUGGAGAUAACUUGUGUCUUAGGCUGAGAUUUCCUCACAUUGAGAGUCUCAGAACAUCGUCUGAUGGGCUUCUAACGCUCAAGUGUCGGGCCCAAGAGAGGUUUGCAGUUCAGAAACAUGCCCUGAGACUCUCAGUUGGAGAAAAUUUGUCGCAAAGUAGAACAAUGUCGUCGGUUAUUGAAGGAGGAAGUCAGUUGCCCUUUAGGAGUCAAAUUGGACUUUUUAGGCGCAAUAGGGAUGAUGGAAGCUUUACAGAACCCCUAGCUGAGGGAGGAGAAGUUCUUCUGGGUGAGGAUUUAAUGCUGAAGGCUCAAGUCAAAGCUGAAGAUGGAUGGAAUUUCACGGGAAUGUCAGAUAUUUCUUUGGUAAGAGCCUCACCCUCAGGAGAUCUUCUGAACUCUGCUGUAUUUGUAACCCAAGACGGAUGCGUGAACCGCGCUAUGAGGGCCAUUUGUCCUGAGAAUCCUUCAUUUGAUCCUCCAUUUGGUCAAAAAUUUCCUUUCAAAGCUGCCACCUUCCCCGGUAUGCUUCCUGGAGAGGAACUAGUGCUCAAUGUUAGGCUAUUUGGUUGCCUGAAUCAAAGGGAUUGUUUUCCAAACUUUGGAAAUUGUCGAGCACAAAGGGCAAAAAGAAGCUUGAAAGAGUCACAAUCGAAAGUUUCUAGGAUCUCUUUCAGAGUAGUCCUUCCAGAGAUUUCUGAGAGUCCCAACAAGGUCACAGGAGGAUCCCUUAUCCCAAUUUUCAGUAUCAGUGGAUUGGCUCUUGUCUGCUUUGGAUGUUCAAUAAUUAUUUGUAUUUUGUGGCGAAAGAAGUUUUAUCAGCAAAUACAUUGAUUUUCCUAUUA
Phlebotomus papatasi is the source of this 1037-nucleotide messenger RNA. RefSeq lists its product as uncharacterized. NCBI's taxonomy places the organism in Eukaryota, Metazoa, Arthropoda, Insecta, Diptera, Psychodidae. The transcript is spliced from 3 exons. The record is from RefSeq and is a predicted model, not a curated record. The coding region runs from base 1 to 1026 and encodes 341 amino acids.